Molecule: messenger RNA, 2079 nt
Organism: Benincasa hispida (wax gourd)
Lineage: Eukaryota; Viridiplantae; Streptophyta; Magnoliopsida; Cucurbitales; Cucurbitaceae
Gene: CNX2
Product: cofactor of nitrate reductase and xanthine dehydrogenase 2
Biological process (GO): Mo-molybdopterin cofactor biosynthetic process
Molecular function (GO): GTP 3',8'-cyclase activity; cyclic pyranopterin monophosphate synthase activity; 4 iron, 4 sulfur cluster binding
Source: RefSeq, a predicted model, not a curated record
UGAUAAAAUAUAAAGGUAGGAAAGAGGGUAAUUGAAGUAGCUAUGAAGCCGACGGGAAAGUUUGUAGUAAAGUCAAAAGCAUCGAACUUCACGUUCUCCAAAUCGGAUAAUCCAAAAAAGCAAAAAUAUCUGACCCUUCACUCCGCCGAAAGGCUGAAGGAAUCAAUCGAGAUGAGCGGUCGAUCAGGUCGGUUUCCGUCGUCCUUCUCCGGCUCUAUUCGCAGAGCUUCCGGAAUCAAUUGAAUCAUCAUCGUCGUCUUCAACCUCCUUAAUCGGAAGAAUACUCUUAUAGAUUUCAUUCUCCUGCUCUUGGCUAUUAAUAUUUGUUUCCUUUUCAAACGAACUUCUUGUUGAUGGCUUUGGCGACGCAUAUGAGAAGAAAUGCAUGCAUCGUCUCCAAUUGGCUUGCGGCGUCUGGAAAAUUAAAUUUCCUAUCGGUGGGAUCUGAAAAUGCAUCUUGCGUCAUGAUCAGAAAAAUAAAUGGUUUUAGAAUACUUGGGGAUCAGCUUGAGGCUUCAAGAAUGUAUGGUACUACGUGUGCUAAGUUGUCGGAUGAAAUCCAGAAAGAGAAUUCCGACUCCAAUAUGUUGGUUGAUUCAUUUGGAAGGCUGCAUACUUACUUAAGGAUGUCAUUGACAGAACGGUGCAACUUGCGAUGUCAGUACUGUAUGCCUGCGGAAGGUGUAGACCUAACUUCCACCCCAAAGCUUCUUGCUCGGAAUGAAAUUAUUCGAUUGGCUAAUCUUUUUGUAAGCUCUGGUGUGAAUAAAAUUCGUUUGACUGGUGGGGAGCCUACCAUUAGGAAAGAUAUUGAGGAUAUAUGUUUAGAGCUGUCUAAUUUAAAAGGUUUGAAGACAUUGGCUAUGACCACGAAUGGGAUUGUGCUUGCAAGAAGACUCCCGAAGUUGAAAGAAUGUGGGCUGACGGCUAUUAAUAUUAGUUUGGAUACGUUGGUUCCAGCAAAGUUUGAAUUCAUGACCCGGCGCAAGGGGCAUGAAAAGGUUAUGGAAUCUAUCGAUGCUGCAAUAGACCUUGGUUACAAUCCUGUUAAAGUGAACUGUGUUAUAAUGCGCGGGUUCAAUGAUGAUGAGAUUUGCAAUUUUGUUGAGUUGACACGUGAGAAACCAAUUAAUAUUCGAUUCAUUGAGUUUAUGCCCUUUGAUGGAAAUGUUUGGAAUGUUAAGAAACUGGUACCCUACUCAGAAAUUUUGCAAACAGUGGCUAAAAACUUCACGAGCCUUACACGACUUGGAGAUCAUCCUACAGAGACAGCAAAGAAUUUCAGGAUAGAAGGGCACCAGGGUACAGUUUCUUUUAUCACGUCAAUGACAGAGCAUUUUUGUGCUGGUUGCAACAGAUUGCGACUUUUAGCAGAUGGAAACUUCAAAGUCUGCUUAUUUGGUCCCUCAGAGGUUAGCUUGAGAGACCCACUUCGUCGCGGUGCUGAUGAUAACGAGCUAAGGGAAAUAAUUGGUGCAGCGGUAAGAAGAAAGAAAGCUUCACAUGCUGGAAUGUUCGACAUUGCAAAGACUGCAAACAGACCUAUGAUACACAUUGGUGGCUAGUCUAAGCUUGGUUUCAUUUCUGUCCAACUAGCUUGACUGGAGUACAAACCUGUUGGUAUAUAUGGAAACUGUAGAAACCAGUCAAAACUGUAAUGAUAAUAUGAAGAAGCCUGGUAAGUGAAAUUCCAUCAAAAAGCCGCCAUACACUGUUCAUAUAAUUACUGUAAAAUAUAUGUGUCUGGCUGUUUCUUGUGCAACUUUGGUACCAUAUUGCCAUUUGUAACUUAAAUGCUAAUAUAGAGUGGUUAGUGUUGUUCAUUUUGCACCAUAACUUUGGUGCUAUUAAGCAAAAUGUAGUUUCAAAUUCAGUAGAGAAUGUUGUGGUCUGAUCUUCAUUACCAUCACAUGAAACAAGCGGAGCAGAUUAAUGGAGUUCUUUAUCCGAAGGGAGAAAUUGCCAUGUGGCCAAUCAUGUAGUAAACUUUUCUUUAAAAAAGAAACUAUGGUCCCCCCUCUUUUUAUGAUUGAGGGGACACAUGGAGAUGUGUGCAUGUAAGUAUUACUCUUUCUUGGA